Molecule: messenger RNA, 1483 nt
Organism: Cynara cardunculus var. scolymus (artichoke)
Lineage: Eukaryota; Viridiplantae; Streptophyta; Magnoliopsida; Asterales; Asteraceae
Product: E3 ubiquitin-protein ligase RHF2A-like
Exons: 8
Coding region: 168-1277 (369 amino acids)
Molecular function (GO): ubiquitin-protein transferase activity
Source: RefSeq, a predicted model, not a curated record
CGUAAAAAAGGAAAAGUCCAUGACUUGGUCUUCUUCGCCUUCCUCCAUAUCAUUCUUACCUUGUCAAUAAAACCAACCACCGAAUCAAUCUGCAGCUCCAUCUCUCACCAUAACCUCCAUCGAUCAACCUCAUAUCCAUCACUUCAACUCUGGUUUUUAUUUCCGCCAUGGAGGAGGGCACAAAGUCUGAGAACCAUUUGAUAUCAGUUGCAGCUUUUGUUGAAGGCGGAACUCAGGAUGCCUGCGAUGAUGCUUGCAGCAUAUGCCUUGAAUCAUUCUCUGAAAAUGAUCCUCCCACGGUUACGGGUUGCAAGCACGAAUUUCAUCUCCAGUGCAUUCUUGAAUGGUGUCAAAGGAGCUCUCAAUGCCCAAUGUGCUGGCAGUCCAUCAGCUUGAAGGACCCGAGCAGUCAGGAGUUGCUCAAUGCAAUAGAGCAGGAAAGAAGUAUUGCAAGUAACCCGUCUAUGAAUGCGACAAUAUUUCAUCAUCCAACCUUUGGGGACUUCGAACUACAGCAUUUGCCUGUUAGUGCGACAGAUGCCGAGCUAGAGGAGCGAAUAAUUCAGCACUUGGCUGCUGCUGCAGCAAUGGGUAGGGCCCGUCAUAUUGCUAGGAGGGAAGGUCAUAGAACUCAAACAUCAGUCCAGGGGCGGCCACGAUAUUUGGGUUUCUCAGCACAACCUAGUGUACCUUCCCCUACUCGACCUACUUCAAGCGAUGAUGUUGAAUCUACCCCUGCGAUUGGCGGAAGCCCGUUGGUAACAGUGCAUGAAGAAUCUGUACGAGGGAGUGCAGCAUCAUCCUCCGUCCAUGCUAGUGAACAUCCUGUUUCACCGUCUGUCUCAAGCAUAGUUCCUGCACGUCCACAUGAAACUCCCUCAACCGACUGCAGGUCGGUUAUGCAGUCUUCCCCAAACAACCAAGAUCGAGCAGGGCCUUCGGAACUGCACUCCUUUUCAGAUUUUAAAACCCGAGUUAACGCAAUAUCAAUGAGAUACAAAGAAUCUAUUACAAAAACCACAAAGAAUUGGAAGGAAAAAUUAUUCUCCCGUAACAGCAGUGCCACCGAUCAUGGUUCCACGGAUCCAGGAGAGGGCAGUGCAGGCAUUGCAACAUUAUCGCGUAUGAUGGACCAUCUUCAACACGACUUGGCACCACCCAUCUCAAAUAAUAGUCCGCUUACUGAUGAACGCCGCCAACAGAACACCAUGGCAACAACCGCCACCAAUUCUGCUAGUCGAAAUCAGACAGCACCACCAAGUUCUACUGUAGAGUAAGUGACCUUUGGAACGCUAUCAACCGAACGCUUCUAUUCGUUAGUUAGUUACCGUGGUCUAAAAAGUUUUUUUUGUUACGAACUUCAUAUAAACGACUGAAUCCGUUCUUGUUUGAAGUAUUUGACUCGAUACUUGAUAUCUAUAAGAUACUCGUUUGGGAUGUCAUGUUUACCCUUUUCCUCACGUUAUUCAUAAGUCGCUUUGGC